Messenger RNA from Vicia villosa (hairy vetch), 531 nucleotides. RefSeq lists its product as uncharacterized. Bases 1 to 531 code for a protein of 176 amino acids. NCBI's taxonomy places the organism in Eukaryota, Viridiplantae, Streptophyta, Magnoliopsida, Fabales, Fabaceae. The transcript has a single exon. The record is from RefSeq and is a predicted model, not a curated record.
AUGUCGGUGCUUGUCAAUGGGAGUCCCACGAAGGAAUUUUCUGUUUCUAGAGGUUUGAGGAAAGGUGACCCUCUAUCUUCUUUCCUUUUUGUUAUAGUAGCGGAAGGUCUUUCGGGUCUUGUUAGACAAUCUAUCGAAGUGGGGGGAUUUCAAAGGUUUUCUAUUAAGGGGUCGUGUUGUGUGGAUAUCCUUCAAUUCGCGGAUGAUACUUUAAUAGUGGGAGAUGGUAGUUGGAAACAUGUUUGGGCGAUAAAAUCGGUGCUUCGGUCUUUUGAGAUUGUCUCGGGGCUUGACAUCAAUUAUCACAAAAGCAAGUUGAUUGGAAUUAACACGAAUAUAGGUUUUUUGGAUGCGGUUUCCCUCUUACUCUCUUGUAAGGUGGAGGAUUGUAACUUUUAUUUUCUUGGUAUUCCUAUAGGUUUCAAUCCGAGGAAGGAAGCCACUUGGAAUCCCCUUUUGUUGAAGAUGAAGAAUCGGUUGGAAGGAUGGACGAACCGCUCCUUGAAUUUGGAGGUAGAAUUACUCUUUUGA